GGAACCACGAAGAAGAGUCGUGUGAACAAGGAAGUAACUAUUUUUACAGGAAGCGUAAAGCUGCCUUUUGUUUAUUUUUGUCUUUGUUUUGUGUACCGAGCCGUUGGCCGUUUCCCGUCGGGGCAGUUGGCUAGAUCGACUAAUAGGUUGUCGUUCACCUGAUGUGUUUCUAUUAAGUUUAUUUUUUUAUGACAGUUGACGAGAUUUGGCGUUAGCGUCACACGCUAACAACAGAGCUAACAGGAGCUAACGGGCCUGGAGGCCAAGAAGGGAUACAGCUACGGCGACGACAGUUAAGUUUAGGCACUAAAACGAGUACUUAAGUUAAGGAAAAAGAUCGUGGUUUGGAUUUAAAACGACGAAUGAACACACGUUCCCUGUGUGAAAGUGUUAAACUUUUAUUAUUGUUAUAUUAGCCGAGAUUUUGCGUAACUUCUGGCUCGUAGCUGUAUCUCUUCUAGCCCCAAUCGCCGUCUGUUCAUUGUAUCCCUGUUUAUGUCAAACAGCUGGGGGGUUUUAAGCUUUUAAAAACGUUAGAUACCAGUGGGAACAGAGCGCCAGGGCCGCUGUCACACGUUCACCACCCAGGCCAUGUAUGCCCCGCCGGGGACCGCUGUCCCGGGAGGCCGGAGGCGGAGAGGAGGCACCUCCGUGCCCAAGCAGCCGGAGCGGAGCCUGGUGUCGGCGCUGCCCGGGGCUCUCUCCAUCACGGCGCUGUGCACGGCGCUGGCAGAACCAGCCUGGCUCCGCGUGCACGGAGGCACCUGCCCGAAACAAGAGCUGGGGGUGGCGGAUGUCCUCGGGUACAUUGACCCCAAGCUUCUGGACGAUUACUGUGUGAACCCGCAGACCGUGCUGCUGAUGAGAGUGAUCGCGGCCUUCUGUUUCCUGGGCAUCCUGUGCAGCCUGACUGCUUUCCUCCUGGACGUGUUCGGACCCAAACACCCGGCCCUGAAGAUCACACGCAGAUAUGCAUUCGCACACAUUCUCACAGUGUUGCAGUGUGCCACGGUCAUCGGCUUCUGCUACUGGGCGUCGGAGCUCAUCCUGUCCCUGCAGCAGCAGCACAAGAAGUACCACGGCUCGCUCAUCUACGUCACCUUCGCCAUCAGCUUCUACCUGGUGGCGGGGGCGGGCGGCGCCUCCAUCCUCGCCACGGCCGCCAACCUGCUGCGCCACUACCCCACCGAGGAGGAGGAGCAGGCGCUGGAGCUGCUCUCCGAGAUGGAGGACAGCAGCGAGACUUUCCCCGCCGACUAUGACAUCGCCAAUCAGUUUCAGCCGCCGCCGGCGUACACACCGUAACGACCGCCGCGCUCCGGCCUUUUGCUAAACACUCGCUUCUCUCUCUCUCUCUCUCUCUCUCUCUCUCUCUCUCUCUCUCUCUCUCUCUCUCUCUCUCUCUCUCUCAGCACGGCUUUUGGCUCGAUGAGCAAAACCUCCCCCCCUCACACUCUUUAUCAAAUGGAUAUCGUUGCGAAAUAUCUCGCCGUAACGAGCGCGGCGUGCGCGGUCUGUGCGCAAAACUUGAUUGAUUGAUUGACUGACUGACUGACAGACAGCGAGCUUUGGGUGCAUGAAAGCCUUUUCUUUAGCUGUGGCAGAAAAUGUAGGAGAUGAUUCUUAACGCUCACCACUGAAGCUGUUUGUGAUUUGCAUGUAAAUGGCGUUUAGAGUUCGGUUCUUUACAUGUAACGCAAACUUAAAACCGCGGGGAGCGCUUUAACAUCACGAGUUACGGACGAAGCCGCGGCCGGAUCAGUGCCGGGUAGACCAAGCUGUCGGCAGAUUGUCAAGAGGUUCGAUGCUCGUUUUGGAGCUUUGUUGAAGGACUAUUCCGGCGCAAAAUGUACCUAGGGGUUAAUAGCGUGUGUGCCGUGUCGAGCGCUCUCUGGGACAUGUUUUCGUAGUAAUCAAAUGCGUAGCUAGCUUCAGCUAGCUUUAGCGUGAACCGGUGAUUAGCUUGCAACGCUAGCAUUCAGUAACCUGACUCCUCCAGGUGGAUCGCUUCCCAUUAGCUCGGCAUAUCCAUCUGGGAACUUUCCGUUGGAGAACUUUUGGGAAGGGGGCGAAAAUCCUGGUUAUCUGAUUGGAUAAACCAUCUGUCUAUCUACCACCUAU
Perca fluviatilis (European perch) is the source of this 2121-nucleotide messenger RNA. It is a transcript of the gene tmem127, whose product is annotated as transmembrane protein 127. NCBI's taxonomy places the organism in Eukaryota, Metazoa, Chordata, Actinopteri, Perciformes, Percidae. The transcript has 3 exons. The coding region runs from base 592 to 1305 and encodes 237 amino acids. Gene Ontology annotation, cellular component: membrane. Gene Ontology annotation, biological process: negative regulation of cell population proliferation; negative regulation of TOR signaling. The record is from RefSeq and is a predicted model, not a curated record.